AUGACUCGAUCGAAGAACAAACGCGGAAACGGAGCAGGGAACACCGACCCGAACAACCCCACCUUCCCUCCCAACCCCAGCCUUCCUGCCCGGCCCGGGCUGCCGGCCAACCCCAACCUGCCGGCCAGACCCAAUCCGCCGCCAUACCCAUCAAACCAGAACAACAACAACCAGCAACAGCACCACCAGCAACAGAACCAGCAGCGGCAACAGAACCAGCAAAACCAACAGAAACAACAGAAACAACAGAAACAACAGAACCAGCAGAAGCAGCAGCCGAAGAAGCAGCCCAAUCCUCCUAAACCGAAACCCAAGCCCAGAACUCCCACCCCUCCCCCGGAAUAUGAGGCUGAAAUGAACGAGAAUCAUUAUUACCAUGUCGAUAAGCUGCUCGAUCGCACCGGUCCGAUGGCUGAUCCGUCCUUCGAAGCCGGCGCCACGCCCAAAGACUUCAUGCGCAAGACCUGCAAGAUACUCGUGAUCGGAGCCGGUGGACUGGGCUGCGAAAUCUUGCAAAAUCUCGCGCUGCUCGGGUUCGGUGAUAUUCAUGUGAUCGACAUGGAUACGAUCGACCUCAGUAACUUGAACAGACAAUUUCUGUUUCGAGAAAAGGACAUCGGUCAGUCCAAAGCCGAAGUAGCUGCCAAGUUCAUCAUGAACCGAGUGCCGCAGGUCAAAGUGACACCUCACUAUUGCAAAAUCCAGGACAAGGACGAUGCGUUCUACAUGAUGUUCAACCUGGUGAUAUGCGGGCUAGAUUCAGUCCAAGCGCGCCGCUGGAUCAACGCGACGAUGGUGAAUCUGGUAGAUCCGGAAAACCCGGAGAGCUUGAAGCCGUUGAUCGAUGGAGGCACCGAAGGGUUCAAGGGACAAGCCCGAGUGAUUCUGCCCACGAUCACCUCCUGCUACGAGUGCUCGUUGGACAUGUUGACCCCGCAGACGGUCUUCCCCAUGUGCACGAUCGCCAACACCCCUCGGCUCCCCGAGCAUUGCAUCGAGUGGGCGAGCGUCUUGGAGUGGCCCCGCGUCUUCAAAGACAAGAAGCUGGACAACGAUAAUCCGGACCACAUCCAGUGGCUGUUCGAGCAAGCCUCGGCCCGAGCAAAGGAGCACGAUAUCAGCGGCGUCACUUGGAGUCUCACCCAAGGCGUCGUCAAAAACAUCAUCCCCGCUAUCGCUAGUACGAACGCUAUCAUCGCAGCGGCGUGCUGUAACGAGGCGUUCAAGAUUGCGACCACUUGUGCUCCUUACCUACAAAACUACAUGAUGUACAAUGGAAGCGAAUCGAUCUACACUUACACCUUUCAACACGAGAAAAAGCCCGACUGUCCUGUCUGCGGUGGCGAGUCGGUGCAGAUGUCGCUCUCCAAGGACUGGUUCCUGCAACAGCUAGUCGACCAUCUGAUCGAGCGAGCCGACUUUCAAAUCAAGCAGCCCUCGCUGUCGACGCCCAAAGGCCCGCUCUUCUUCCAAGGCCCGCCCGAACUGCGCGCGGCGACGGAAGCCAACCUGGACAAGAAGCUGGCCGAGCUCUUCCCCGACCACGCGGGGCCCGAGGCCACGGACGGCAUCGAGAUCACCGUCACCGACUCAAGCCUGCCGUUCCAGCUCAGCUUGCUCGUCAAACUCCAGUAA
Puccinia triticina is the source of this 1635-nucleotide messenger RNA. RefSeq lists its product as uncharacterized. Bases 1 to 1635 code for a protein of 544 amino acids. The transcript has 10 exons. Gene Ontology annotation, cellular component: cytoplasm; nucleus. Lineage: Eukaryota; Fungi; Basidiomycota; Pucciniomycetes; Pucciniales; Pucciniaceae. Gene Ontology annotation, biological process: protein neddylation. Gene Ontology annotation, molecular function: NEDD8 activating enzyme activity. The record is from RefSeq and is a predicted model, not a curated record.